Messenger RNA from Podarcis lilfordi (Lilford's wall lizard), 4732 nucleotides. Lineage: Eukaryota; Metazoa; Chordata; Lepidosauria; Squamata; Lacertidae. The record is from the annotation of a GenBank genome assembly.
CAGGAGGCGGCGCUGGGCUGGGCGCGACCCGGGAGUGGAUGCGCCUGGGCGGGGCGCAGGAGGGCGGCUGCUCCGCGGGAAGGAAGGAAGGAAGGGCGGACGGCUGUGCUGCUCAUGGCUGGCGAGGAGCGGGGCCCGGCGCGGCUGGCGCUGCUUUCUUUGCCCGGGGCGCCCCGGGAGCGGCUCCACUUGCUCCCCUGCGCGGUCCGGCACGACGGCGCCGCUGCGGUGCGGCGGUACUUCGCGCCGGCCAUUCGACGGCCCGGAGAACCGGACGGUGAGCGAAGCAGGAGGAGAGUGGGAUGCAGACCCCUUGGGCAGCCGGUUAUGGGGCACUAAGGCCCCAUUGGAUCGAGAGGGACUUUUAUCUGUCCGUGUGGGCUUGGGGAAGGGGGUAGGAUUUGCUCUGCAAGGGGGGAAAGAAAUGGCUCAGAAUCCGAACUCGGGGCCCCGUUGAACUCAGUGCAGUCUUGUAUCUCGAAGUAGGCCUGGUCUGCGGACACACCAUAUCUGCUUAAAGCACGUUUUCCCACCCCACCACCCAAAAAUAAUAAUAAUAAAAAAAGAAUUCUGGGCAGUGUAGUUUUAGCCCUCACAAAGUUAUAAUUCCCAGCAUCCCUUAACAAACUACAGUGCCCAUAAUUCUCCGAGGGGAAAAGAGUGUGCUUCAAAGAAACUUUGUGUAGUCUCCACCCUGGAGUGGAUUGCGCUGCGAGGGGUUGGUGCUGCUUGAAGUAAAUGGGGCAGGGGAGACGAUGCAAGGGGUGUUACCUUGGCAGGCUCAGGCUUCCGAGUGCAGUAAUGGACCACCGGGGAGGGCAUGGGAGAGGGUGGACGGGGGAGAAGAGGACUGGGUUCCUGCACCUUUGAUUGAACAAUAGCUGCCUAAAUUCCCUCUUCUGGACAGCUAUGAAAGGUGCAGGAGCCCUGAAUCCCUUGUCCAUCUAGAACAAACAAAGGUGCUUUCUACCAGAAAAGACCGCUUAGCCCAUCUAGGUCAAUGUUGUCUACACUGGCUGGCAGUGAUUCUCCAGCGCCUCAGGCAGGAUGUUCCUACCCUAGAGAUGCCAGGGAUUGAACCUACAACCUUCUGCAUGCAAAGCACGAGCUCCGACCACUGAGCUCUGGCCCUUCUGCGCUGCUUAGGUAUUUAAUGUUGUUGUAUUACACACCCUGGAAGAGUGUGUAUGGAAUCCAGUAAUAACGUAUUUAUUUAUUUAGAAGGCUUGGGUUUUUUUUUACCAAAAUAAAAAUUAGCACAAGAAAAAUGACACCAUAGAAAUGCCUCCUAUAAGUAACUGAAUUGCUCAGGUGGCGUUUCCUGACUUCAAGGCUAGACCUUCCUUGGUCUUGUUCCCCGAGUUGAACGAGGAUCUCAAUUCAACCCCAAGCCUUUGCUGGCUGCCAUAACUGCCAGUCUUCAACAUCCUCUGAGGUCUUCUGGGGCUGAUCAGCUCCAAGUCCCUCAACCUAUCAUGGAAGCAAGCCUUCCCUUACUGGCGGCCGGCGCUGCGAUUUGGAGUAGCCUUUCUGGCAUAAGAGUUUUGUGACCCAAAACAUUCCUCGAUCACAGCUGCUGACACCGGGCCCCCUCCCCCACACCCAUUAUAUUAACGAUAAAAUAAUAUGCUAAAAGAAUAAACUGACCGUCACUCUAGAAGCCUGUCAGAAAUUUGCUCAUUUCCCUCUCUCUUUCCUUCCCUAGUUUCACAAUAUAUUGUGAUAAAACAACAAUAUUGACUAUGUUAGAACAGAGUGGCUGGGGAAACCCAGCCAGAUGGGUGGGGUAUAAAUAAAUUAUUAUUAUUAUUAUUAUUAUUAGGAGCAAGAACACAUGAGUUUUGCAUGCAGGUGGUUCUAGGAGGGAUUUCCAGUUUAAAGGGACUGGAGAGCAGGUGUGGAGCCCCCUCUCUGCCUGGAAAGCCCAGACUGAGAAUCUAUGUUGGUUUGUUUUUGUCCUCUGUCAUCCUGCAUUGCCCAGCAGAGGCAUCCGUAUCCUUCCGUGGGCGGAGCCUAAAAGGGAAGGAAGUCCUCGUACCUGAGGGCUACAUGGGGCUGGUCCUGGAGGAAGAUGAUGCAGCUUUGCAGGUGAGUUGUUGGGUGGGUGGAGUCUGGAGAGGGGAGGGUUAAUUCCCGGAUCCCCAUUGACUGUCCCUUCUUUCCUACAGGAGCGGCAGGUGCGGGUGAAGUCUACCUUUGAGUCACUCACUGUCUGGAACCUGGAGCAGGCCCCCAACAGCAGUGAUGAGAUCCUCAUGUCCUUACAAUGGCCAAAGAUUGCUGAAGGGGUGCGUAUCUUAUCUAUAAAGGGGCAGGGAAGCUCAGGGUGGGAGGGUCCACUUGGAAGCAUACCUUCAGGCCCUUUCUGUAAAUUUUGGUAUUAUUCCUGUAAGUCACGGAAAGGAGCUGGGUAUGGUUAGGGUGAAGAUGUGAGAGCUGGGAAUCUAACAGUCUUCAUGUAGUAUCUGCAGGUGCUAUAUGGCUCUUGUGUUUGGUUUGGUUUGUUUUGCUUUUCUUUCUUAUGUUGUAUUUUAUUGUGUCCCAUAGAAUUCAGAUCGUAAUACCGCAAAAUAAAUUUUAAAAUGCAACCAAAAAUCAGUAUAUUUAAUGCAGACACACUGGAGAGCACCUGAAAGUUUGCGGACUAGUUUGGGAACCCGUUCUAGAUUUCUGGAUUUCCUGUGGCAAUUAAGAGCAGGGUUGGGGAGUACUUAGCCCUCCAGUUCUGUUGGACUCACUAUCAGCCCCUGGCAGCCUGGCCAAUGGUCAAGGAUGAUGGGAGUGGUAGUCCAACAGCACCUAAAGGGCCACAGGUUCCCUAGCCUUGAUCUCCAGGGUCCCCUCCAGCUCUGAUUCCAUAGGGCAAAUACUUUAAAAACAUGCUUCUGGAGAAACAGACGCUCCAGUAAACAUUGGCCUUAUUGUGCAUUUUGGGAGGCGAGGGUUUUGGUGCCGUUCCCUCCCCACCCAUAAUCUGUGGCAGGGGGCGGCAAAGGCAGGAAACACGCACAGCACCAAAAUCAAAUAGGGUGAAGCUGAAUAAGUGCAGGGCUGCAUUGGUAGAGUUUGACACUGAUGCCGCCUUGCUCAGCCUAGCACCUUUCUUGCCUUGACUCCUCUCCGAGAGUGGCUUAAUUCUGCAGUUCCUCCUCUCUGACUAGAAACACCGUCUCUUCUACGUUGUUAGGGACGGUGUCUGGUCAGACCGACUCUUACGUGCAUCUUGUGGACAGGAAUGUGGCUGUAGCAGGUGGGGAAACCAUAGCCCUUCAGCUGCUGUGAGACUCUGACUCCCAUCAACCUCAACCAGUGGUCAGGGAUGGAGAUGAGAGUUGUAGCCCAAUAACUUCUGCUGGGAGGCUGCUGGUUCCCCAUCCCUCCUCAAAAGGAUCCUUUUUGUUCCCUUGUAGAUCCAUGCUCCUGUGGCUGAUGAAGAAUGAGAUGGGAGCUUGUGACUGCUGGUGACAUGGAAGUAAAAAAAACAAACAGGCUGCACUUCGAACUCUGUAUUGGAUUUUUUUGGGGUGGGGGGGCUAAGGAGUCCUUUUUCUGCAGGCCUCUCAUUUUCAGAUUGGAUGCUGUUGCUAACUCAGCCCCACCAACGUGCAGAUCUGUGCUUUCCUUGCAUUCAGCCUUUUCUUUUACAGUAUUACCAUUCAAGUGGAACUUUGCUUUCGAUCUUGGUCUAUCUCUGCAAUAUUUUUUUUUAAAGCAAGUUUUUGUGGGCUCACUCCUCACCAAAGUGACUUUUGAGAAUGUGCUCCAUCAAGUCAAAGGAUCCUGCUGCCACACCUGGUUCUGGUGGUUUCCCUCAACUACAUAGAUAAGACCAUGUCAACACUGCUUUAAUUCCCACGCUUUCUGUCUCCCAGGAAAAUCUUGCAACUCCAGAGUUUUGGACACCCCUAUCUUUUCACAGAGCUGUAGUUCCUACAGUUCCUCAGGAAGAGCGCCAGGGUAGUGGAAAUGGAUUUUAAACACACUUAGUUUGUAUUGCAAAGACUCAGCUUUGAAAACCCCUUACAAGGUAAAGUGAUUGUGGCUCCUUAUGUGGCAUAUACUUACACCACAGCUCACCAGCAACCCCAAAUCCUGGGAACUAUAGUUGUAAUUCCCGUAAUAAACCUAACGUUUCCAGAAUUCUUUAAAUGUAUGAUGUGUACGCAGCCAUCGCUUCAACUGCUUCAGGCUGUAGUGGCUCUGGCCUAUAAGCCUCUUCCUUCUCAGACUCCCAUUUGCUUGUCUGAGGGUCUUGGUUUUGUGAAAAAGCAAUACCAUAUCCAGAAAAAAGAUGUACACACACAUGCCAUUUAAAAACCCAUUUUGUUAAUUUAUUCUGAGCACAGAAGGUGGGUGGGGUUUGCUUUUUUUUUAAGGCUGCUCCUCUGGUUCAUGAAGACUGGUUUUGGGGAAAGGGAGCGAGAGAGCGAGACUGUCUUACCGUAUGCUAACCUAUAACAGAUUCUUUCCACACUUUCACCCCUGUGGAUGCUGCUACAGCCUCAGGCAGUAUGGGAGAGAGCAGCUUUCUAGAGCUGGCCUCCAGCUUCUCCUCCCAAGGAAGCAACUGCACAAUUCCAGCCUCAAAAGAAGGAGGCAGCAACAACAGUUUCUCUGCCUGCAGCUGAAACGCAGCAGAAAGCAGCUGCCCUUCAACUGCCUUUGUCAAGCUCCAAACUUUGAUUUGUGAUGGUGGUUUUGUAUUUAUAUAUAUAAAUAAAUAUCCGGUCCA